UCACCGCCGAGGUCUCACUUCUCCUCACCGUCGCCGUCGAGGUCUCACUUCUACUCGCCGUUGCCGUGAAUCUCUCUCUUUGUCGCUGUCAAACCGGCUCUUUCUCUCUCUGACCCUUCAUCUGCGAUAUGUCUGCAUUGAAAGAAGAUCAAUGAGAAACCUUGUUUCCUUGUUCGCCUGUUUGUAGCUCGUUUAUAAGUUGAACCAAUCUGGGUUGCGCACUCCUCAGUGUACACUUCAAGGCACCCUCACGAAACCACAAGAUCUGAGUGUAACCAAGCGCCUUGUUUCAUUGUGGGGGAAGAGGUUCGGAGAAGAAGUGGAUCAAGAUCUUAAUAUUUACCUGCAAGUGACGUAGACAGGUUUUUAAGGAUGCCUAGGAAACCAAGGUACAAUAUUAUACGGGAACCCCCGAAAGAUGCCGGAACUAAUGACGGUACUGAGGAGACAACGGUUGGGACCACGACUAGAGGAGCUCAGACAUCACGGGAGGAAACACGUGAUAGGGUUCCUCCGAUAUCAUCCUCAGCUAAUAGAGCUCCGGCAACCCGUAUGAAUGAACCGUUUCGUGCACCGCGCAUCGACCAUAGGAAUGCACAAUCGAGUACUACUGAUGACCCUCAAACUCCAACAGACAACAUAGAGACUCGGCAUCGUGCGGAAGUGGCUGAUCAUGAAUUAGCGGAUGAGGAUUACGACCUAGAGGCGGAUGAAGUUCCAUCGUUUGAUGACCACAUCGACGACUUGUUUGCUGCCCAAGAAGUCGAAGGUCAGCAUAACAACAAGAAAGCCAAAGAUACAGAUUUCUGGGAAGUUACUGUUAUCGAGGACGGUGUCAGAAAAGUUUCUAAGCUGAGUGUGAAGGAGGCUAUAGCCCUCCCUUCUAAUACGAAGAUAGUACUCCCAUUUAACAGUCAGCUGCAAUCGAUUGGUCAGGCGGCAGGAUUACUAAGUGGUUUCAUAGGGAAUUUGGGUGCGGAUUAUUCCCAGUUCCCCAUAUACUUAGAAAGUUGGAAGCUGGUGAGCAAAGCAAAGAGGGAUCAUGCGUACAACAUGCUUAAGCGGGUCUUUUACUAUGAGGAUGACACUGGAGGAAAAAUAAAGCGUGAUAUUUUGAAGAGGAUAGGAAAGAACUGGAAGGAUUCAAGACACCACUUGUUUCAUAGGUGUUACAAACAAAUAAGGACUUAUGAGGAAAAUCUUCGGCAUCACCCGAAAGGAAUAGACAAAAAUAAUUGGAAAAAGUUCGUUGACUAUCGCCUGAAUGAAGAAACGCAGGAGAGAGAGCAAGGAAGGCCCAUUUCACAGAAUGACUCGUUAGCACAAGUUCUCGGAAAGGAGCACCUAGGACGAGUUCGUGCCCUAGGUGCUGGACCAUGUCCCACCCAAAUCUUUGGUAACGCUGCUGGAAUACCAUCGGGUUCUGCAGAGUCCAAUGCAGAGGAUAAGAGGAUGAUUGCAGAAUUGACGGCUAAGCUAGAAGAAGAGCGGGCGAAGAGACAAUCAAUAUAUAAGGUCUUGGGAUAUGUAGUCCAACAGUUAGGAGGCAAUUUGCCAGUUGAGAUUGCUGAAGAGCUGGCUUUUGUGGGCGGUACACCGGACUCGUCAUGCGUAGGGCCAUCUUCAUCUGGAAACCACGACCCGCAACAAAAACUUUGA
Messenger RNA from Arachis duranensis, 1659 nucleotides. RefSeq lists its product as uncharacterized. The record is from RefSeq and is a predicted model, not a curated record. Bases 373 to 1659 code for a protein of 428 amino acids. NCBI's taxonomy places the organism in Eukaryota, Viridiplantae, Streptophyta, Magnoliopsida, Fabales, Fabaceae. The transcript is spliced from 9 exons.